AACUUUACACAUGACACACCAAGAACGGACCCGGAAAAAAUAGAGCAGAGCUUCCUUUGUUUUGUUUGCCGUGUAUAAAAAAAGGAGGAAGAUGGGUCAGGAGUCCUUCAAAUGGUUCCCGCUGUUGGUUGUUAGUUUAUUUCAUACAUCUGUGAGGUGUAGCUCUGUUGAGCAGAAGAUCUACGUUGAAUUAAACAGCACGGUACCAUGUGUCCGUCUCCUCAAUGCCACACAUCAAAUUGGUUGCCAGUCCUCUAUAUCAGGGGACACAGGUGUCCUGCAUGUGCUGGAGACAGAAGCAGACUUGGACUGGAUCCUCAGCACUGGGCCUCAUCCUCCCUACAUGGUGGUUAUGGAGGCAGCCUUCUUCACCAGGUCCACGAUGGUGAAGAUGAAGAACUCCAGCAGGGUCGCAGGAGUGGCUGUGAUUAAAUCCAACACAGGACCAACUGAGGGCUUCUCCCCACACACAUCCUGCCCCAACCAGAACACAGGUGUGUACACAGAGCACUAUGGUCCUGAACUGGCCAACUGUAACAAUACAGUGUGGAACCCUCUGGGGAACGGCCUGUCCUAUGAAGACUUCGCUUUCCCCAUCUUCUCUCUGAAAGAUGAUAAUCAGACUCAGGUCAUCCGUAAGUGUUAUGAGGACCAUAACAUGCGUAUGAAUGGCAGCGCACCUCAGUACCCGCUGUGUGCCAUGCAGCUUUUCUCUCAUAUGCAUGCUGUCACAGAUACAGUGACCUGCAUGAGACGCACUGACCUGCAGAACAGCUUCAGCAUCAACCCAGAGAAACUGUGUGAUCCACUCAGUGACUUUAAUGUGUGGACGUCCAUCCGACCCCUCAACAACAGCAUCAAGGGCCACAAGGAAAAUGAGAGUGUGGUCAUAGCAGCAGCCAGGCUUGACGGGCGAUCUUUUUUCUGGGACAUUGCUCCAUCAGCAGAGGGAACCGUCUCCAGCAUUGUGACACUGCUGGCUGCUGCACAGGCUCUGUACCCUGUCGCUCUAGAGGCUCCGCCCCAACGCAACAUCUUCUUCACCUUCUUCCAAGGGGAAGCCUUUGAUUACAUAGGUAGUUCCCGUAUGGUAUACGAUAUGGAGAAUAGUAAGUUUGUGAUCGAUUUGGAUAACGUGCACUCAUUGCUGGAGAUUGGACAGAUUGGGCUGCGAAAUGGACAGAGCUUGUGGAUGCAUUCAGACCCUGUGUCACGUAAGAACACCACAGUAAAUAAGCAGGUUGCAAAUCUGGUGGCCAACAUUAAGUCUGUAGCAUCCUCACUCAACCUGUCAUUAAAUGAGCCCAGUGCUACUCAGGCCUUGCCUCCCUCCUCCUUCCAGCGCUUCUUGCGAGUUCGCCCAGUCCCAGGCCUGGUGCUUGCAGACCAUCAGGCAUCCUUCACCAACAGGUAUUAUGAGAGUCUGUAUGACACUGCCACAUACCUAAAUGUGACCUACCCUUCUGACCUGAGCCCCGAACAACAGCUAGAGUAUGAGACCGAGGCUGCCAAGUCUCUUACUCAAGUGGCUACUCUAGUUGCCCGUUCCAUCUAUAAGCAGGCUGGAGGAGAAGACAGAUUUCUUAAUAACAUCACUGCAGACACAAAGACAGUGGCCAAGUUGCUGUACGGGUUUCUGAUCAUGUCCAAUAACAGCUGGUUCAGUUCCCUGUUGCCCCCUGAGGCACUUGGACGUGGUUCAAUUCUAGAAUCGAGCCCUCCUCAGUACUACAUUGGCCUGCGGCUGGAUAACACGGUGAAGAGCGUGACCCGCUUCGUGCAGUUCAUUCUGGCCAACAUGACGGGCACAGUCACCAAGCUUAACCAGAGUCAGUGCCAGAACCCUAAGGAUGUGCCAGGCGAGAGCAAAGAUCUGUAUUCGUACUCCUGGGUGUCUGGGCCUGUCUCAGUUAACGGCACAACAGAUCCUUAUUGUGUUCGUUCAUCUGUGCAUCUGUCAAAAGCGCUGUCCCCUGCUUUUGAGCUUACUGACUAUGGCUCCAGGGAGUACUCCACAUGGACAGAGUCGCGCUGGAAGACCAUCCGAGCACGGAUCUUUCUAGUUGCUAGUCCACAACUAGAGAUGAUGACACUGGGAGUGGGCGUGGCUGUUCUGCUUGUGUCUCUAGUGGUGACAUAUUUCAUCAGCUCAAAGGCGGAGCUUCUAUUUAGUGCCACUCGUGAGCCCCCAAACACCACCUACUGAAUAGUCAGGCUUCAACCCACAGACGAACCAGAUGCACAUACAAACACACACUUACUGACUUUGCAGCGUGUAGUUGAAUUCAAUACCACUAUUCAGAUUCUAGCAUUACAAACUCACAUUACUGACAUUUGCACGGCAAUAUGUCAGAAAAGGACCAUCAAGCAGGACUGUUUACGUAUUUGCAGACACGCACCCCUCAAAUACAUUUAAGGGGAAUUGCAUCGAUAUUUCAAAAAUUCUGCGUAAUUAGAUGGUUAAGAUGUAAACACAGUCAGAGUGGUUUGAUGUUAAAUGCUCCAUUCUAGAGAACUAGAGAACCAGACAUCCAAAGAGUUCAAUGCCAACAGCUACCCCAAAUUAUGAAAAUGAAAUGGCUGCAAAUCUGCUGCCUGAUGCUGUUUUAUGAGUUUUCAAAUAAAGUUUUGGCCUAAAAUGUUUUUUAAAAUUCAUUCAUGGUGGAGAGGUACGUACAAUGAUUUAUAAGACAAAAUCGUAAAAGAAGACUUGACACUAUUUUAUCAUCAACAUUACAUAUAAAGGCAUGUGUAGUUUCAGUGGUGGCUUUGGAAAGCAAAUAAAAUGACUGUUGUUACACUGUAGAUAUUAACCAUUUCACAUCAAACCACUCUAAAUGAUUUUGUUUACAAUUUACCAACUUAACUGUGCAGAAAUAUUGGAAAAACUGAAUUCCCUUUAACCCUAUUUAAAAAAAAUGCCUCAUAGACAUAAAGACUCUAACUGGACUUGGCCAAACUGGUCUGAACUGGACACAAUAAGGCCAGAGUUAAAAGCUGUGGAUCUGGUGCAAAAUGAUGUUCAUAUUCAUUCUUUUUUUUUUUUUUUUUUUUUUAUUGCUGAAUUUUUAUUUGUGCUUACUGUAUGGUGGGUUUGGCACUAAUCUGAAAGAUAGAUUUUUUUAAUGUUUAAAAACUGGGCUGUGAGUAUUUGUGGGUAUGAGCAUGAGUGUGAAUGUGAGACUGACUGAGUGACUGGCUUUGGCAGGUUUGUGAGAAUUAAUUCAAUUGUGUUUGUGUAUACUUCUGAAAUCAUGUGUGAUACAUGUAUGUAUGUGUACACAUUAUGUGCAAUAGUUGUAGCGGAGUUCCUGAUUUAUUUUUUUGUUCCUCUGUGUAAAUUCUUCAGAGAAUGUAAUCUGACCUGAACAGGGGCUUUUUCAUCUGAAUGACCACUACUAAACUCUACAGUCCCAAGUGGACAGAAGCUUUGUGCUUUUUGUCUUCUGUAACUGUAAAUGACUCUGCGAUUACCAUGUUUCCAGAUUAGACACACACAGAGCUUUAAAGAACCAAAUCAACAGUGAUAGCAGUGUUUUUGUCUGUUAUGUUUGUUUGUUUUUUCCUCUCCAAGAUGAUGAGUGAGAUCUUUUGAUUUAUGAUGUCAUUAUUUUUUUCUCUGAGGAGCAGGAAGGUUAAGAAUUGAUGCCUUGAUUAAUGAAUAAACAUGGCUUAUUUUACAAAGUA
This is a messenger RNA of Pygocentrus nattereri (red-bellied piranha), 3687 nucleotides long. It is a transcript of the gene ncstn, whose product is annotated as nicastrin. The record is from RefSeq and is a predicted model, not a curated record. Gene Ontology annotation, biological process: Notch receptor processing; protein processing. The transcript has 17 exons. Bases 92 to 2206 code for a protein of 704 amino acids. Gene Ontology annotation, cellular component: membrane. NCBI's taxonomy places the organism in Eukaryota, Metazoa, Chordata, Actinopteri, Characiformes, Serrasalmidae.